UCUUGUAUGAUUGCCUUUGCAAGCCGAGCAGGAAUGAGCAUCGGGAAUGUGGUGUUGGUACGGUGUGAUCUGUGACUCGGUUUGUGUCGUGUUUGUAAUGUGAUCAGAACGCUGACCACCUCUUGGUACGUUUCAAAUCAGUGUGAUAUGUCAGCUUGACAGAAUCGGUGCGGUAUCUACGGUAGUUCUCGUGCAAUUGUUGUACAGUGAGGUCCACACGUUAUAAUGUUUCAUAUUAGGACCUAUCAAGUCGUGUGUAUGUGAUUAUUGCUUCAGGAGCUGAUAUGCAUUUCCAACACUCCAUAAAAUCGUGAUGGAUGCUGUGCCAGGGAUAAGCUUUGUGGACCACGCACGACUGCUAGGAAUAUUACAAUCCGACUCAUUCCUCAGCAACAAUCAGCAAAUUGAUGCCAUGCGCCUGAAAGAAGAGCUGCAGGCUGUGAAGCAUCGCAAGGGAAGUGGCGCAGUUGGCAGCAGUGGUGGUGGCCAGGGUGGUCGCGCAUGCGCACGAUGCAGGGCUGAGUUGGGGCGCAUCAUCAAUCGCGGCGCGAUCUGUCGCGUGUGUCGCUGUCGCGUCUGCAAGUCGUGUCGUCAGUAUUGUCAGCGACAACCGACCGACUGGUUGUGCACCGUAUGCCAUAAGCACAUGGAGCUUGCAACAGCCACUGGUGACUGGAUGAACGAUUUUUCUCAUCUGCCUGAGAAGAGAAGCGUUCAAAUGAAUGCGGCAGAGAGAAUUAAACAUAGCAUCCAAAGGUCCUGGACUUUUUCAGCAGUAGAUGCAUCAUCGAUGCCUUCACCGUGGGCGGCGCUGCGUAACUCUCCUGAGAUGAGAGCCUACAGCAGCAUGCCCCGCCAUCACGACUAUGGCGGCCGCCCCACCUAUCUGCCGCCUCCGCCUUCUGCCGCCUCCGACUCGCCGCCUCCGGCUGCCUCCGAUCUGCCGCCUCCCGCCGCUCCGCCGUCUUCGCCCGCACCGCGCACCAGCGAAGAUGAGCGGCAGACUACCGCCGUCUCCGACUCGACCUCUUCCGCUGUCUCGGAUCUGCCGCCUCCCGCCGCUCCGCCGUCUUCUCCCGCCCCGCGCACCAGCGAAGAUGAGCGGAAGACUAACGGCAGGCAGCAGACGGAAGCAACUGAUAGACAACACACAGUCAACGCUGGAUCAUUGGUUGAUAAAGUGGUGAGAGGUCCGAGCUCGGACCAGGAGAGCGGCGGCGACCUGUCGUCGGUCGGCAGCAGUCCGAUGAUCGAGAAGCGGUCGUCUGCGGCUCUGUCGUCGCCCGUGAUUCGCAAGGUGGCUCUCAGGCGCAGACGGGUCGAUGCCGCCAAUCUACCGCCAGGUGUGACACCCCCACGCAGCAGACGCCACCUGAUAAAAGGCGCCGGAGGCGGUGAGGCGUCGACAGACGAGGAGUCCAGCUGGCUGGUGGAGUCGGGUACCGACGACUACCGCCUUGUCUUCAUUAGUAGUUCCGACUCGUCGUCACGAGAGGAUUUGCCGUCGGACGACGAUGACUGCGCCUGGGAUUACUACCUGGAGACAGGGCCCAACUCGGGCGCAUGCGCAAUUAUUACUCCACGCGCCGACCUGGAGGGGGGGCUCAACUCAGUCAUUACUCCACGCGCUGACCUGGAGGCGGGGCCUAACGCGGGCGCAUGCGCAGUCAUCGCUCCUCGCGCAACUGAAACUUUGGGAGCAGCCAGUCGUCGGCCGACCGUCGCCGCGAGAGGAGACAUCAGUGUGAUACCGAUCCCCGUUCCGGUUCCUGUUCCGGUUCCCGUGCUAGUGCCCGUGCCCUGGCAUCCCGAGUUUACGAUUCGCGUACAGCAUUGUUUGGCUCCCGUCUGGCGCGAACUGCUUUUGCGUCAUGGCGGCGGGAGUGGUGCCAUGACCCCCCAAGGCGCCGACAUGCCCGCUGGAGACGACAGCCAACAAAACAACACCGCUUCUGAUGAUGUAGUUCUCAAACUUUACAAACCGCUCGAAGAGAAAUCCGUUGAUCCAGUCCUACCACCUGAACCUUCAUCAACGGACAACUCAUCCUCCGACGAAGAACAAACUGCCACUAAACGCGUGUACCGGUUCAACGAUCAAACCGUGGUUGACGGUGUUAGUGCUUCUUCAUCCUCCGACUACUCAGACUCUUCAGCAUCCACCAGCUCUGAACAAAGCACACGCCCAACUAAACGUACUAGGAGAACCUAUGUUGUCAAUCAUUCCAACAAUGUAGAGUGUGAUAUACCAGGUUUAGAAAGGAAUUAUGAAGAGGAUGAUACAGAUUGUGCUUCAGAUACCGGUGUUACACUUAUUAAACAUACUAGUGUUUCGUCAGAUACUGGUGUUACACUUAUUAAACAUACUAGUGUCUCGUCAGAUACACUCGAAAAACUUACUAGUGUCUCAUCAGAUACCGGUGUUACACUCAUUAAACACACAGGGGUCGACGAAAUGUGCAACAAAGAGGAUGUUGUAGGUGUUGACAGUGGAUAUCGUCCUAGAAAUGUGCAUCUUUCGGAUAUAUUUGAUAGUGUCAAAAAUGAUGUGAUAGUGAAACGUGAUGUGGUGGGGGAGUCGGGGUCAACAGUUAGUGUAAAUGUGAACGAUGUGGCUAGUGUAAAUGUGAACGAAGUUGCAAAGAGAAACGAAGUGGAUAGUGUGUCAUCAGCGCGCGACCUUGAACCUGUAUCCGCCUGCCAAGAACCGCAGUCGGCUGCAUUCGAAUGUGAUUCCCUUUCACGUGAUGCUGUUCUCUCGCAACCGGUUCCACGGCAACCGGAAGUCUCCAGCGCUGAUUCGCUCGGCGCUGAUAACAACAUGAUCGACUCCUUGGAUCCGCCGCGACAUUAUCAUAACGACGAGCGAAGCCUGGACGUUCAGGAUAGUUUGGAUGUUGUUGAAAAGUGUGAAGCAGUUAACGAGAAUGUGCGAAGGUGUGACAGCGACAUUAACGAGAAUGUACGGAGGUGUGACAGCGACAGUAACGAGAAUGCUCGAAGGUGUGACAGCGACAAUGAAGGUGGUGCAAAUGUCGGAACUCGUAGCAGCAGUGCUUCCGACGAGUUCUCAGGUACCGAGUCGAUGGAACUGAAUGGAACCGACAAGCUGGAACGGAUUGUAAAUGAUAACCAACGACCUGAAACUGGUCGAUACACAAGUUUGGUUAUGAUAACCCAGGAUCGGCCGGCUACUAUUGUGCAGGAUUGUGAGAGUUUGGUGAAUGAUGAGGUUGAUACCUCGGAACAGGUUAGAGUUGUGUUGGGUGGUGAUACACUGAGUUGUCUCGAGGAGGGGUUAGCUGAUGAUGAUUCCUGGGUGGAGGAGUUGGAUAGGGAGGAGUCAGUUGCUGCCACGACAACUGAGGACUCGUCUGAGGGCGAAGAUGCUGGGUUUGCCGACCGGGAAGAGGAGUUGAGAGGAUAUAAUCGGACUGCUAUCGAUUUUACGUUGCAUACUAUUGUGGAGGAGAGUUGCGAAGAAAGCGAAGCUGAAUCCGAGAAACGACCAACUAGACCACUGGAGAGGUAUUUCUUCUACGGGCUAGGUGAUGGGGAUGACCCUCCCAACGAUGCCGACACUAUCUCGGAGACAAGCUCUGUACACAGUGAGACCCUGGAUAGUGAGAGUGUGGAGCCUGAAGGUGAGGAUGGGGUUGAAGACGCGGUGGAGACGGCUUGCUCGAGGUUGGAGAAGUAUUUCCUGUCGGGUUUCAUGGGGUUCAGUAGGAGAGACUCGGACGGAAGUGUGGGGAGCGACAGUGAAGGUCGUCCCAGUCCUGAACAACGCAGGAAGAGGUUGGUGCGAGCGAGAGGUGCUGGUCGGUCUCACUCGUCCUCACUCGACAAUCUGUUGGCCGAGGCUGAGCAGCUGCCAGCCGAGAGUCAGGUGGUGUCCGGGGAGGGAUCAUCCGAUGAGGAAGAGGAGAGUUUGUUUGAGAAGAAUGAUGGACAGUUUGACACCGUGAAGAGGACUAAGAAGAAGAAGAGGAGUGUGUCGUCGGCGCCCGAGGUUCAUCUGCUCGAGGUUCCCGAUGGGGAGGUGAAUGAGGAUGGACGUGAGGAGGAAGCUGACAAGAAUGGGGAGGUCGCUGUGGCGGAGUUGGCUUCUAGUCGAGGGAAGCAACACAGUAGAGAUAGUGGUUUCAUGGGGAGUUGUGAUGACUUACUGAAAGAACCACCCACCGUAGUGACGUCACUAGUUGAGGAAAAAGAUGUUGUCGAUAAAGGUGAAGAUGAUGAUAAACCGUCUACAUCUACGUCGUCAACUGCUAGUGCACCACCUGUGAGAGAGAGAGAAGCUCCUCCCAACAUCCCAGCUGAGAGUUUGGUAAGGAAAGAUAGUUUCAAUAAUUGGAGUAGUGAUGAGGAAACUAAUCUGAUGAUGUCGAAAAUGCGCGCGUUUUUUAAAACAAUGGUUGGAAAUCAGCCGAAGGCACCUCCCGCGUCCCCAGGGCCGCAACCCCGCACCCGUAGUAAACCUCCGCAACUGGUGUAUUUCGAAUCUGAGUUGACACGACUUAUGAAGACGGUUCCCGGACUCCGUGACGACCAGGUCAGGGAGAUCGUCGAGUAUCUAAGUAGUGAAGAUACAUGGAGUGACUCAUACGACUCGUCAGACUACACCAGCUCCGACCUGGAGGGCGCCGGUCGCAAGAGUGUGUUGCAACAGCAGAUUUCGGCCAGUUGUCGGCAGAUUAUCGACAAUUUUACGCCGACAUCGGUCAAUUCUCGGCCGAUUAUCGAUACCUUCACGCCGACACCGACGCCGGAGGCUAGGCCAGACGAGGCGGCCGUCGUUUAUCAGCGACUGGUGGCGUCGCUAGGGCGUCUCGACGCCAAUGAUAGCCAGCAUACGUCUUCGCCGCCGCUCAUCGCCAAGGUGAUGCAGCAUAUUGGCAGUCGGCUGGUCGCUCUCAUGCAUGAGGUGUCAAGCGGCGAAGGCGGAGGCGGCGGUAGUGGGGGCGGAGGCCAGUCGUCGCCGCGGGUGGGGGCGGCGCGGAUGCACCACCGCCGGAGCACGACCGUGAAGCCGGGGGCGGCAUCCACCACCGAGGAGGACGAAGACGAGGAGGACGAGGGGCGGCGAGGCGGAGGCGGCAGUAGUCCGCCCCUGGCACUGCCUCUGCCGCGGUCAAAGUCACACGACCCGCUGCUGGAGGCGAGCGACAACGAGCGGUUCAGUUGGCGCGGCAGUUUUGAGUCGGCGCUGUUGGCGGCGUCGGAUUCGCGCACCCGACUUUUGGAGACUACCAGUUCGGUGCAGCCGAGCGGCAAGCGGAGGUCGGCUUCUGAUUUGCUCGCCAAGGGGGGCAGUCGGGAUCGGCUUGAUCGUGUCAGGUCGUGUGGCAGUAUCGGCGGCAGUCUAGAGGACAAGAUCUGGGGGGCGGGGCGUCGCUCGCCGCUGGACUCAGGCGGUUCCGCCGACGGCGAGGAUGACUCGGACGACGAUCGCCGCCUCCAGCGACCGGCGGCCGCCAACUCACUGCCCCGCCUUCCCACCGCCCCCGGCACCGCCACCAGUCUCUACAAGGCGCACAGUCUGCAUCAGUUUGCCGCCGCCUCCGGAGGCGGAGUCAAGUCGGCCCGCUACCGCCCCCCUGGCUACCCUGCGGCUGCCUCUCGCGGUGCCGCCUCCAGUGUGGUGGCUCCGCCCCCGCGGCGGCUACACGAUCGACGCAGUCGCUCGCAGGUCGGGUCGCCGCCUCCGGCUAAUGUGCUUGCAUCGUCGGAUGAUGGCAGUAUUUGCUCGGAGCCGGUGUCAGGUGUGGGGAGAGCCGGCCAAGAUGAGGAUGCCGUUGAUCGGCUCAUCAAUCAACACCGUGCUUCACUCGGGGCUCGUAGCGACUCGCUCGCUAGCGUGUACUCGGGUGCGGGCGAGGGCCGCUACGGUAGUGUGGCGGUGCGAGGGGAGGUGGAGUUCGGUCUGCAGUACAACUACAAGCAGGCGGCUCUUGAGAUACACAUCAAACAGUGUCGCGAUCUGGCGCCAGUCGAUACCAAACGCAACAGAUCUGAUCCGUAUGUGAAAGUCUACCUCCUACCGGAUAAAUCAAAAUCAGGAAAGCGGAAAACCAGGGUUAAGAAGCACACAUUGAAUCCUGUAUUUGAAGAAACACUGAAGUUCCACAUAACUCUGGAAGGGUUGGAGACGAGAACGUUGUGGCUGAGUGUUUGGCACUCGGAUAUGUUCGGACGGAAUGACUUCCUCGGCGAAGUGACAAUGUCGCUAGAGAACAAAGUCUUCGAUGAUCCCCUUCCAAGGUUCUAUACAUUACAAGAAAGGUCGGAGCCUCUGGACGAGCUGUUGAGCUCGAAAGGCGAGCUGAUUGUCGGCCUCAAGUAUGUGCCACCCGAGGCGAGCACUGGCGGCAAUGGCAAGAAGUCAGCAGCAGCCAAGGGCGCACUCCACGUUCUAGUCAAGGAGGCCAAAAACCUCACCGCGGUCAAGAGUAACGGCCUAUCCGAUCCUUUCUGCAAGAGUUACUUGCUGCCGGAUAAGAUGCGCAGUUCGAAGCAGAAAACGGCCGUGUUGCGUCGCACGUGUCAGCCCACGUGGGCCCACACGUUCGUCUACCCCCACGUCACACUGGACGAGUUGGCCGAGCGCAGUCUCGAGUUGACCGUGUGGGACCACGACCGCCUCGCCAGCAAUGAGUUCCUCGGCGGAGUUCGGCUCAACCUCGGUUCAGGAAAACAUAACGGCAAGGCUGUGGAUUGGAUGGACUCGAACGGUAAAGAGAUUCUUCUAUGGCAGUGGAUGAUGGAACGGCCAAAUCUGUGGGUCGAAAGUUGUCUUCCGCUCAGGCCAAGUUUGGAUGUCCGCCAUAACAGUUGAAGGCUUCCUAUCAUCAAUUUUUGCAAAUAGUUUUCUCUUCAGUCAUUGGUCAAUGCUUUUCCAUAAAAGCUAAGACCGCAUCUUCAUUCAAUCUAUUAUUUUGCAGUCCAAGACCCGUUGGACAGUUUAUUAAAUUUUCAAAUAUCACCUUAUGAAUUUCCCGAUUAAUCCAACGACAUUAGUUUUUUCAACAUUAUUUUUUGAUCAUUUAAUCAAUUAUUCUGGAGUCCAAAACCCGUUGCACAAUUUAUUGAAUUUUCCAAUAUCACCUAAUAAAUUUUAACGUCAUCCGUUUUUUCAACUGUGUUGAGAUAAAUUGAAUGUUAUUCAAAGCUAUGGAAGCUGUCUGUGAUUUUAUUUUAUACUUAAUUGUAAAUAAGAUGUUUGAAAAACAUCAACAUUGAUACUUCUAAAUUCAAUGCGAAAUUUGAAAAAUAAGCUUUAUACUUGAAUUGCACUUUACCUUGUAGAAUUAUCACUUUGUUUCAAAUCUAAUGCGUAACCACUUAUUUAUCUUCAUAUUGUGAAAAGUUAUGAAUCUAUGAUCAAUAUUAUAGAUUCAUCAGUUUUACUAGUUUAUUAGUUUCACCUUUCACUAUGUUGUGUAGUUUCUUUUCUAGCCUAACGCUUAUUAAAAAUAAAAAUGCUGAGAAUGUUUACACCUCGACAUUAACUUGAAACUAAAUCAUGUAUUAUAAUUAUUAUUUAACGAAAAUCCUAAAUAAAUGCUGUAAAUUAUUAGCAUUUGAAUAAAUGCAUUCUCUAUUUAAUUCCAUCUGUAACUGGUUGGCCGCUAUGGCUUCGUAUAAAAUGAGCGCUGCUAUCCAGAGAUUGUCAGUUUGGUGUAAGGGUAAGCAUUCCUGACUAGCAAUUGGGAGGUACCGGGUUCGAUUCCCGGGCUGGCAACUAAUUUUUGGAUAGUAGUUCUCAUCGAAUUUCCAUCUAGCUGUUAACCCUGUUGUCAAUGUCUGCAGUAGCAGAAGUCUUCGGGGUGAUUUACAGCAUUUAUUUAGGAUUUUCGUUAAAUAAUAAUUAUUAUUUCAAUUAGCAUUUGAAUAAAUGCAUUCUCUAUUUAAUUCCAUCUGUAAAUCAUGUAUUCCUUUUUUUAACAAUAAUAUCUUACAUUCCUCUACUCUACAUGAUCUCUCAUGAAUAAUAUAUCUUCCAUAAGCUGUUCUUGUGAUACUACUUUUUUCGAAUAAUCAUUUAGCAUGUCAAAUGUCAAUUAUAAAUAAGUAUGGAGAACUGGACUUUUGUACUGAAAAGUGGAUAUUUUUUAUAAAAAAUUUCAUAUUUCUCAUUGUCCUUUUAGAACAUGAUUGUAUAGCGGUAGUUAGCUUUAUAUAUUAUGUUAUAAAAUUGAAUUUAGAAGCAGGUUCUUUUUUCUACUUAUAUAUAUGAAUGAACUAUCUAUUUUUGCAUCGAUAAAAGUUUAUCUAUGAAGAGGAAACUGAGCCCAGUGUAUGUUGAAGGUAUUUCUAAUUGUAUAUUAUUAUAGUUGUAAAUUUGUUUAUUGAAUGUAUAAAUAUAUGGAAUUUCCUCUAU
Messenger RNA from Nilaparvata lugens (brown planthopper), 8380 nucleotides. RefSeq lists its product as uncharacterized. Gene Ontology annotation, cellular component: plasma membrane; exocytic vesicle. The transcript is spliced from 18 exons. Gene Ontology annotation, biological process: exocytosis. Gene Ontology annotation, molecular function: neurexin family protein binding. NCBI's taxonomy places the organism in Eukaryota, Metazoa, Arthropoda, Insecta, Hemiptera, Delphacidae. The record is from RefSeq and is a predicted model, not a curated record. Bases 314 to 6835 code for a protein of 2173 amino acids.